Molecule: messenger RNA, 1307 nt
Organism: Pipistrellus kuhlii (Kuhl's pipistrelle)
Lineage: Eukaryota; Metazoa; Chordata; Mammalia; Chiroptera; Vespertilionidae
Gene: MIF4GD
Product: MIF4G domain containing
Exons: 6
Coding region: 184-852 (222 amino acids)
Biological process (GO): regulation of translational initiation
Cellular component (GO): cytosol
Molecular function (GO): protein binding; translation activator activity; RNA binding
Source: RefSeq, a predicted model, not a curated record
CCCGCCCCCCGGCGCCGCGGUAGGAAGUGACCUAAGCCGCCGCCCGGCGCCGUUCCCACCGGCCGUGGCGGACGUGGGUGGCGCGCGCCAUGCCCGCCGAACGGUCUCCGGGCUCGCGGGCGCCGCACCGGCCGGGCAGGUGCUGUCACUAACCCCCCAGGACAGAGCCGCUGGGCCGAUGCCAUGGGGGAGCCUGGCAGAGAGGAGUAUAGAAUCCAGUCCUUUGAUGCAGAGACCCAGCAGCUGCUGAAGACAGCACUCAAAGAUCCAGGUGCCGUGGACUUGGAGAAAGUGGCCAAUGUGAUUGUGGACCAUUCUCUGCAGGACCGCGUGUUCAGCAAGGAAGCAGGACGCAUGUGCUAUGCCGUCAUUCAGGCAGAGAGCAAGCAAGCGGGCCAGAGUGUCUUCCGGCGAGGCCUCCUCAACCGGCUGCAGCAGGAGUACCAGGCCCGGGAGCAGCUGCGCGCCCGCUCCCCGCGGGGCUGGGUCUGCUAUGUCACCUUCAUCUGCAACAUCUUCGACUACUUGAGGGUGAACAACAUGCCCAUGAUGGCCCUGGUGAACCCCGUCUAUGACUGCCUCUUCCGGCUGGCCCAGCCCGACAGUCUGAGCGAGGAGGAGGAGGUGGACUGCCUGGUGCUGCAGCUGCACCGCGUCGGGGAGCAGCUAGAGAAGAUGAACAGGCAGCGGAUGGAUGAGCUCUUUGUCCUCAUCCGGGACGGCUUCCUGCUCCUCACCGACCUCAGCUCGCUGGCCCAGCUGCUGCUGCUGGAGAUCAUCGAGUUCCGGGCCGCUGGCUGGAAGAUGACCCCAGCCGCCCACAAGUAUUACUACAGCGAAGUCUCCGACUAGGCCUCCGGACCGGCUUCCCGCCAGCAGCACUGGCCUGCUUCUGCCACCUCCCACCUCCACCUCCCAGCAGUCUUUGCUCCUCCAGACUUCACUUCCAGCCUUCAGCAGCUCCCGAGAGGUUUCCCACUUAUCCAGGGGUUCUGCCCUGAGCUUCUCCUCCUCCCCUCAGUCUCUCCCAUACGUCCCACCAUAUCCUAACCACCACUGCACUGUGUAACCACUGGCACCUCGGUUUCCCAUCUGUAAAAUGGGUACCCAUAGCCUCUGGUAGGAUGCUUUGGAAUUUCAAGGGGGAAAGGUGCAGGGUACAAGUCACACCAGAAAUUUUUAUAUGUUUUGUAUAAGGACCACUUUGGAAACAGAUGUAUUUCCUCCAGUUUUCAUGGGUGGCAGUACUGUAUCACAUGCUACACAGUUCAGGGUGAGAGUUUCCUAAUAAACCUUUGAGAUACUAA